AUUUAUCUUCAUCUUCAUUUCUCUGUCUCAAAAUGGUCCGUUUUACCCCUCUGGCAACAUUGGCCUUGGUACCCCUAGCUCAGGCACGCUUCGACUGGUUGUAUCCACGAGACACUAUUGCUCAGUGUCCUCCUUGCUCACUAGAGAGCGAGCCCAAGGAUUGUUCUCAAACAGUGACCGUCACUAAGCCUUCUGGACCAUACGAGACUGUCACUGUCUCGGAUCCCAACGGUUCUUAUCACACUGUUACAGUUACAGAACAAGAUGGUCCCGGAAAGACUGUUACUAUCACCCAAAACUACCAAAACCCUCAAACCAAGGUUGUGUACAUCAGCCAGGGCGAGACGGUUGAGCCAGCCAUUGAGACUAUCACCGUCACCCGUCCUGGAAAGACUGUCACUGUGACUGAGACGGAAACAGAGACUAGUGAGCACAUCGUCACCAAGAAAAUUGAUAGCUAUCCCGGCCCCAAAACAGUUACCAUCAGCAACGGCUAUCCUGCGCCUAGUGCUGGCUCUCCUGACUACAAUGGUGGGGUUGUCACUAAGAUUGUUGGUGGCGAUGGCGACCAUAAGAAGGAUCCCGACAACGUUCACACGGUUACUGUGGUCAAGGAUGGUCAUAUUCAGACUUUGACAUACAAGGAUGGCAACUCCAACACCGUCAUCAAGACAAUCACCCAAGACAACGGCCACGAAGAGGUUGUGACCGUUACAGGCAACGAUCAGUAUGAGGUUACCAAGACUAUAACUAUGGAGAAUGGUAACAAGGUUAUCGAGACCAUCACAGCUGAGAACACCAACAACUACGUUGUCACCAAGACCAUCCAGCAAGGUGGCAAGUACUAUACCGUCAUCGUCAAGCCUGAGCCGACCGUCAGCACCAUCACUAAAGAGAACGGCGACUACAUUACCACUGUUGUCGAGGUUGAUCAGACCUACACAUUGACUGCUCCGGCCAAGUAUGGAACCGCCACUGUAACAGAUGACGACUGCGAGACCUAUACAAGGACUGCCACUUACACCGGUAAGCCUGAGGUUGAGGUCAUCGUCUACGAUCCGGAGACUGGCGACUCAACCUGCACAAAGGAGGACGGAAAGCCCUGCAACCCUAGCUACGACAAUGGUGGUGAUGGUAGCAAGGGCCAGUACGAAGAUCCUACCAACACAAAGGGCCAGGACGGAAGUGGCAACUACAACACCAACGCCCCUGUAUACACCAAGAUCCGCACUUACGGCAACGGUGAUGUCUACACCGAGGUCCAUGGUGCUGAACCAACUGGAUGCGAAUCAGCUGCAGUCUCCACGAGCAUCGCUACUGUUUAUAACACCGUGAUUGUGACAGUAGAUGCGUCGCCAUCACAGGCCCCUACUGCCGAGCGCCGAGCAGCAAACAAAGUUCGGUCACCCCUGUCUGUUCGAUGGUGA
This is a messenger RNA of Fusarium oxysporum Fo47, 1427 nucleotides long. RefSeq lists its product as uncharacterized. Lineage: Eukaryota; Fungi; Ascomycota; Sordariomycetes; Hypocreales; Nectriaceae. The transcript has a single exon. The coding region runs from base 33 to 1427 and encodes 464 amino acids. The record is from RefSeq and is a predicted model, not a curated record.